Fusarium venenatum is the source of this 1062-nucleotide messenger RNA. RefSeq lists its product as uncharacterized. Lineage: Eukaryota; Fungi; Ascomycota; Sordariomycetes; Hypocreales; Nectriaceae. The record is from RefSeq and is a predicted model, not a curated record.
AUGGCGAUUCCUUGGGACUCACUCCGUUCCCUCGUCAUCUUCUUCGGACCCAUACUCUUACCAAAAGCUAUAUCAUACUACCGAUCAGUCAAGAAUAACCCCCACGGCCGUCAUGUACCCAUAGUACCCGUCCCGUUUCGAAUCGGAGUUGCGCUCGCGCUUCUCGCUAUCCUUAUCAUCACCUACAUCGUCCAGACGCUCCCGCCCUUUUCACCCGAGAACCUCUUCCUCGCCACGCAGAGCCGUCUGCAGAUCCCCGUCGAUGUCCUCUUCAACCGAGUUGCUGUUGGAAGAUCGGACAAUAUCCUUACAAAGCAGGAUGAGGCGCUGAGGGGCAGAUUCGUCAACUUGGAGAGUCGAUUGCUCUACCUCCAAUUUGGUCCCGAUGUGCUGGCUAACUGCCCGUUCUGUACCUCGGAGGAACCAAAGACCUUCUUCAACUAUGCCCUCCCACAGCUUCUGUGGCCUCACAUCGUCAACCUCUUCGCCGUUGCUAUUGUCACGAGCCCUACUUUCACAGGCCGAGCCGGCGCCCAGUGGCGACCAAAAGCUACAAUGGCUGCUGCUGUCAUCGCAGCUCUCGAUGUUUACUUUGUCAACUCAUACAACUACCAGGCCAACGCCCGUGCUCUUCGUCUAUCAGAAGUUGACUUCUUCUACUGGACUGCCCGUGUUGCGCGCCUGGUGACUCUUGCUUCAUUUGACGCCGCCCUUGGAUGGCUCUUAUACCUAUCUGCCACGAACCGCGCAUUCGUCGAACCUCCCUCGCCCGUGGAGCGUAUCGAAGCAACCGCUCGUGCCUUGAUGGUAGUCAAAAGCAAGCUUAGCGCACUUGGCAUUGUUAAAAACACAGCGCUGCGCGACGAAGAUCUUCGAUCACGCAGUCAUGCUUAUUGGAGCCAUGAGGUUCGUCUCAUGGGUGAAGUUAUGGAGGAACGGGAAGUUGUAGAGGGAGUCAAUGAUGCAUUGAGCAACCGCAUCGACGUUGCAAACAUAACAAGAGACGCCGAAGGUUAUGCACAGAAUGUAUUGCAGAACUUGCAAGCAGAAACAGAUGGCUAG